Felis catus (domestic cat) is the source of this 3813-nucleotide messenger RNA. It is a transcript of the gene ADAT3, whose product is annotated as adenosine deaminase tRNA specific 3. Gene Ontology annotation, cellular component: cytoplasm; nucleus. The record is from RefSeq and is a predicted model, not a curated record. The transcript is spliced from 3 exons. NCBI's taxonomy places the organism in Eukaryota, Metazoa, Chordata, Mammalia, Carnivora, Felidae. Gene Ontology annotation, molecular function: tRNA-specific adenosine-34 deaminase activity. The coding region runs from base 2740 to 3810 and encodes 356 amino acids.
GGGGCUCGGUUCUCUCGGUCCCGGCUCCCACGGGCGGCGAGCCGGGGCAGUCAAGGAGAGCCUCGGCUGGCGUGGGGGCGCCGGCCGCGCGGGGCGCGAGGAGGCAGUCGGGGGCAUCCGCUCGUGUGCGCGUGCGCGCGGGGCGCCCGGGCCGCGGGCCGCCGCUCCCCGCGCCCGUCGACCUUUUGCGCGUGCGCGCGCCCCUGCGGCCGGCGGUGGAGGCCCCGUACAGCCAGCUGCCCCUCUCCUCCCAUCGCCUUCCCCUUCCCCUUCCCCUUCCCCUUCCCCUUCCGCUUCCGCUUCCCCUUCCCCUUCCCCUUCCCCUUCCCCUUCCCCUUCCCCUUCCGCUUCCCCUUCCCCUUCCCCUUCCCCUUCCCCUGUGCGCGUGCUUGGGGUCAUCGCGGCCAGCCCUCUGCCUCCGGUCCUCCCUUUCACUAGCUUCCCGCCAGCUGCUGGCGUCUUAAACGUUGGUAAACGUGGCAAACAUUAAACUUUCCUGAUAUUGAAAGAGUGGGUUUUCGAGGCCUUCUCUUACCCUGGCUCCGCGGAUAAGGGGUCUCCUACCACACCCCACAUGCCCAGUGUUCGCGAACCGUCACACACAGAGGGGCCGUUUGCAGGGUGGCCAGGUUGGGCAGGUGAAGCGCAGGACGCGCCGGGAGGUUAGAAUUCCGUGUACACGACAAGCGAUGUCCAUGUUCGCGUCAAGCCCCAGAGCUUGCAAGGGACCCCACCGCGCUCGCAAAUUCUGCGCAUGUCCAGAAUUCGAAUUUAGCGGCCGCACUCCAAUGGGGAAUUUGUUAGGGAUGCAGGUGGUGGCAGCCAAGCCCUGGAAACUGUAUUGGAAUCCAGCAGCUACCGCCCUGUGGGCGUGUGUGAGGCUCUGGCCCUCUGUUCCUUCUGCUCAGGACUCCCCACCCUGCUUCCCCUGCCUUCCGGGUCCAGCUGGGGUCACCGCCUCCGAGGAGCCCUCCUGGACUGCCCACCACAGGGCACUAGCCCUCGGAGAUUCUGCCAAGGACUCCCCACCCUGCCUCACCUGCCUUCUGGGUCCAGCUGGGGUCACCGCCUCCGAGGAGCCUUCCCAUACUGCCCACCACAGGGCACUGCGCCCCCUGGGAGCUGUACCCUGGGACAGCGUGGAGCUCAUGUGGCUUUUCUCAGCCUUGGGAGGUGGGGAUGGGUUCCCAUUUCUCAGAGGGGGCACUGAGGGUGGGGUCUAGGGCAGGUGCCCAAGGUCUCCCAGGCAGGGAACAGCUGGGCUGGGUGUGGACUUCUAGGACAGGGCAGGACACACACCCAGGUCCGGGUUCCGGCCUGCCUUCGUCACCCAGGGACAAGAUGAGGCCUCGAGCCUACGCUUUCCUGGGUGUAUAAAUGCCAUUUUCUGUCUCCCUCCCAGAGCCAGUUGCCCCGUAUCUUCGGGGGGUCCCGGAGCACCCGUGCUUCCAGCGGGGAGGUGCCUAAGCUGCCAAGGGGGCUUGAGGUUAGGGUCCCGUCUCCCUGGUCCAGCACACCCUCUGGGGGCCGCCGAUGCUGUUAGUGCUCCCGGCCCCCGGACUCCUGCACCAGAGGCAGAGGCGCUGCAACCAGAAAUGAAAACAGGCGGUUCUGAGCCCGCCGCGGCUGUCCUUGGAGAUGCCAGGGUGGGGACUGAGCUGGGCGAGACCAGCAGAGUGUGUGGGGGGUAGAGGCAGCCAGGUGCCUGGAGCUGGGGACUCAUCUGGGGCUUUGGGGACAGAGGAGGAGCCCAGGUCCGGCAGCCGACCCCAUCCUGCCCCACAUCCCUGGGCGUGUUUAUACAGAACACACGCGCGUGGACACUGCUUGCAGCCGUGCUGGCACUCCCCCCAGGGCGUUGGGGUUGGGGGUUCAGGCGGGUCACUGUUUCCUGAAACCGCUUCUUUGUUUUUCUUUCAUUUUUUUUUUUUAUUUCUUAAAGUUUAUUUAGUUUGAGAGAGCGGGAUGGGGGCAGAGAGAGAAUCCCAAGCAGGCUCCACACUGUCAGUGCAGAGCCCAACAUGGGACUCGAACUCACGAGCCGUGAGAUCUUGACCUGAGCUGAAGUCAGCGCUUAACCGUCUGAGCCACCAGGUGCCCUGAAGCUGCUGCUUUCUUAUCUGUGGGGGAGGCUCAGGGCCCCUGCCCUACACAGGGGCUCCGAAGGCAGAGGCGGUGAGCUGGCCCGCCUGGCCAGAGCCUGGUCAGAUCGCGACUCUGCCUGCCUGUGGCCCCAGGCGAGGCCUUGCACCCCACAGAGCCUUGUCUUUGUCCUGCGGAACGGGGACAGUUCCAGGAGCUCCCUCCUGUGUCACUGGGAGGACACGUGGCGGGGAGCGCACCAGUGGUUGGGCCUCGCGUGGAGUCUGCUGACCUCGCGCCUGCCCCGUGUCCCUCCCCCUCCCUGCUUCUCUAGCAGCCUUACUGCUUUGCGGCUCACCCGUUUAAAGCCUCCGGCUCUGGGGUUUUCAGUACCUCCGCAGGGGUGCCGAACUCUCCUCGCUGUCUUCUUACAGAAACCUCCAUGCCCCCCCCCAGAGGAAGCCUCGUCCCCAUCACCAGUCACUCCUCCAUCCCCUCCCUGGCUCCCGCGAGCCCCCUUCCCGUCCGUGGACGAGCCCGUUCCGGACGUUUCACACACAGCUGGCGCCCCCGCCGGCGGCGUCCCCCUGACAGCCCCCCGUUGCCUGUGUUACUCAGCGGCUGUGCUCCUGGAGGACAGUCGGAGCCCCACUGAGGAUGGACCCCGCCCCGGGCCUCGCGGAGCAGCAUGGGGACGAGGAGGCCGCGAGCCCCCAGCCAGCGCCUGCGCCGUGGCAAGCCCUCCCGGUCCUGUCCGAGCAGCAGUCCCAGGACGUGGAGCUGGUGCUGGCCUACGCCGCGCCCGUCCUCGACAAGCGUCAGACCUCGCGCCUCCUCAAGGAGGUGUCGGCCGUGCACCCGCUGCCCGCCCAGCCUCACCUCAAGAGGGUGCGGCCCAGCCGCGAUGCCAGCCGCCCGCACGCACUGGAGAUACUGCUGUGCCUGGCGGGGCCGGCGCCGGGUGCACGAUCGCUGGCCGAGCUCCUCCCGCGGCCGGCCGUGGACCCUCGCGGCCUGGGGCAGCCCUUCCUGGUGCCCGUGCCCGCCCGGCCGCCCCUGACCAGAGGCCAGUUCGAGGAGGCGCGCGCCCACUGGCCCACAUCCUUCCACGAGGACAGGCAGGUGGCCCGUGCCCUGGCCGGACGGCUCUUCUCGGUGCAGGAGCAGGCGGCGAUGCAGGGCCACAUGGAGCGGGCCGUGUGGGCGGCGCAGCAGGCGGCCGCCAGGGGCCUGAGGGCCGUGGGGGCGGUGGUGGUGGACCCGUCCUCGGGCCGCGUGCUGGCCACCGGCCAUGACUGCAGCAGCGCGGCCAGCCCCCUGCUGCAUGCCACCAUGGUGUGCAUCGACCUGGUGGCCCGGGGCCAGGGGCGCGGCGCCUACGACCUCCGCCCCUACCCUGCCUGCUCCUUCGCCCCGGCCGUCGUCGUCCCCCAGGGCGUCCGCGCGGGCUCUGUGCGCAAGCUGGAGGAGGACGGGGACGCGCGCGGGGACAGCCUGCCCUACGUGUGCACCGGCUAUGAUCUCUACGUCACCCGCGAGCCCUGUGCCAUGUGCGCCAUGGCCCUGGUACACUCCCGCGUGCAGCGCGUCUUCUAUGGGGCGCCGUCGCCCGACGGUGCGCUGGGCACCCGCUUCCGCAUCCACGCCCGGCCGGACCUCAACCACCGCUUCCAGGUGUUCCGUGGUGUUCUGGAAGCCCAGUGCCGCCGGCUGCACCCCUUCGUGUAGGCG